AAAAACUUAAAAAAGUCCCAACGAGGAGGAGACGAGGCCAGGCUACCUACUCUCCCCAAAUCUCUCUCUGUAAAUUCGCCAUUUCAUCAAUAAAAUCAAAUCGCCUUGAAGCUUGAAGAAUCAUUCAUAUGUGCCGUGUCAGUUAGGCUGCCUUGCGUUAUCGAUCAUCUUUUUUUCAUCUACCUUCUUCAAAUUGAAGAAAUAUUUGACUAUCGAAAGACGUGCCGAGAUGGGGACUAUACAUCGCAGUUUCUCCUGCAGUGGAGUUUAUAGGAAAACAAAUGAUAGUGCCAGGCUCAUUAUCGUGACAAUUGUCGGAGUUGCUUUUGGAUUUUUUGUUGGUAUAUCAUUUCCAGCAGUGACAUUUACAAAGAAUGAAUUUAGAAGAAGCAAAUCACUUGAAACUCUUGGAUCAGGCAGCAAUGUCACUAAUAUUUAUGUUCCAACAAAUCCUCGUGGUGCGGAGUUAUUGCCUCCAGGAAUUGUUGUGGCCGAAUCUGACUUUUACUUGCGAAGAUUAUGGGGUGAACCUAGUGAGGAUAUGUUGAAGAAGCCAAAGUAUUUAUUAACAUUUACAGUCGGUUAUGAUCAGAGGAACAACAUUAACGCAGCAGUUAAAAAGUUUUCUGAUGAUUUCCAAAUUUUGCUUUUCCACUAUGAUGGCCGGACAAGCGAGUGGGACCAGUUUGAGUGGUCAAAAAGUGCAAUCCAUGUUAGCAUAAUGAGACAAACAAAAUGGUGGUAUGCAAAAAGGUUUUUGCAUCCUGAUAUUGUUGGAGCUUAUGAAUAUAUUUUUAUAUGGGAUGAAGAUCUUGGAGUAGAACAUUUUAAUGGAGAGAAGUAUAUACAGUUGAUCAAGAAACAUGGUCUGGAGAUCUCUCAACCAGGUCUUGAGCCUAAUAAUGGACUUACAUGGCAGAUGACGAAGAGGAGAGGAGACAGAGAGGUUCACAAGGAUACAGAGGAGAAACCAGGCUGGUGUAGUGACCCACAUUUGCCUCCAUGUGCUGCCUUUGUGGAAAUCAUGGCACCUGUAUUCUCUCGUGAGGCUUGGCGUUGUGUGUGGCAUAUGAUUCAGAAUGAUUUGGUGCAUGGAUGGGGAUUGGAUUUUGCUCUCAGAAGAUGUGUAGAGCCUGCACAUGAAAAAAUUGGAGUGGUUGAUUCACAGUGGAUUAUUCAUCAAGUGAUUCCUUCUCUUGGAAGCCAGGGGAAGUCAGAGAAGGGGAAAGCUCCAUGGGAAGGGGUGAGAGCAAGAUGCAGAAACGAGUGGUCUUUAUUCCGGAGUCGUCUUGCAGAUGCUGAACAGGCAUACAUCUCUCAGACUAAGAAGGGGUGAUUUUUUUGCCCCAACUCUUUCUGCCCCUUCCUUGCAUCUCACUUGGCCCUGAAAUGUGUAUGAGAUUCAACCCGCAGAAGAUCUUUUGCAUAAAGUGGCAUGCUUAGUUUCUGUUUCGCGUUUUGAGUAUCCUGUCCAUAUUUGUUGUAGUUGUCCAUCGGGACAUGAGAUGAAUUCGGACUUCACAUUUCAGUUAAAUUGAUAGAAAGUUGUCUUCA
This is a messenger RNA of Populus trichocarpa (black cottonwood), 1554 nucleotides long. RefSeq lists its product as uncharacterized. The coding region runs from base 230 to 1336 and encodes 368 amino acids. The transcript has 16 exons. The record is from RefSeq and is a predicted model, not a curated record. Lineage: Eukaryota; Viridiplantae; Streptophyta; Magnoliopsida; Malpighiales; Salicaceae.